AUGAGAAUCUCUCUACUUUGUGUUGCAACUCUUUGCAGCUCUGUCUUGGCCCUCUACACACCCCAACGUGGAACAUGUCCUUCUUCACCUCUACUUCGACAAGCCAAGGGACUUCAAAGCGAUGAAGCAGAGUACAUGUCCAGCCGUCGGAACAAGACCAAACCUGCCUUGAGUACCUUUCUGAAAAAGCAAAACAUUGACAAUUUCGAUGUCGAUUCCUUCCUCGAACGGGCGUCCCCCAAGUUGGCUGUGGCUGCCGCUGGAGGAGGCCUGAGAGCCACUUAUAUGGGCAUGGGUACAUUCCAGGCACUCGACAACCGAACAGAGAACUCCACUCUUGCCGGUUACCUCCAGGCCGUCGACUACAUGUCGGGAUUGUCUGGGGGUUCGUGGCUAGUAGGCUACCUAGCUAUCAACGAUUAUCCAGAUUUCCAGACUCUUUUCCACGCGUUUGACGGCAUUUUCAAUCUUCCAGGAUCCAUGGGAACUCUGGGAAUGCUAGCUAAAGUGUUCAUUGACUCCCUUCAGAAACUCAAGGCUGGUUAUCAGACGUCGGUCACUGACCAGUGGGGAAGACUUAUCUACCUGUUGUUGGGCAACGCUGGGCUGCUAAAAGCAGAUUUUAAUUGGUCGGACAUCCGAAAUCUGACCUCCUUCACAUCUCAUGAAAUGCCCUUCCCCAUCAUUCUUGGUACCACUGUUUUUCCCGGCUCUUCUUUCGACGUGGAGUACAUAACCUAUAACAACUCGAUCAUGGAAAUGACUCCAUAUGAGUUCGGAACAUGGGACAAAAACAUCCGGGAGUUCAUCGACAUGCAGUAUCUGGGCACUGAAAUGGAAAACGGCACCCCCGUGGGUGAAUGUACCACCAAUUACGACAACGCCGGCCUUCUGAUGGGCAUUUCUUCCAACGUGUUCAAUGCGGGUCUAGACGGACUUGGAAUCGACGGAAUUUUUGGAAUCUUGGUCGAAGAUCUUAUGAAACUGCUGGAAAUCAUCAACGACGCCUCUUACCGCCUCGGUGUCAUUUCUCCUAACCCGUUCUACAAGCAGGAUGACAUUCCUUCGAACCAGACCAUCUCCAGAGGUCUACUAGUGUGUGACGGAGGCUUUGAUCUCGAAACUAUCCCCAUCCUGCCCUUUUUGCAACCCGAACGAGAAGUUGAUGUUGUCAUCUCCAUGGAUCCUUCUCUAGACAGCCCCGAGGGAUGGCCCACUGGAGAAUGUAUCAGACAUACCGCAGCCAAAAGUCAAUGGGAGUUUGGAGAGGGAGUGUUCCCCCAGAUUCCCGACAAUGUCACCUUCAUCAACGACAACCUCACCACCAAGCCUGUCUUCUUUGGUUGCAACAUCACCAACCUGAAGAAGUACGAUAACACCGACAGAUACUCUCCGGUCAUCGUCUACGUACCCAUGCACAACAUUUCCUACGUGUCCAACUUCUCCACUGGAAAGCUCUUGUAUACCAAGGAGGAAAGCUUCGGAACCGUCAACAAUGCGUACAACAUGAUGACAAGGACAAACUUGACCGAAGAUGAAGAAUGGGGCAAAUGCCUAGGUUGCGUUUCCAUUCUCCGAGAGCUGCAGAGAUUGAAUGAGACCGUGCCGGAUUGUGAGAGGUGUUUCAGCAAUUACUGCUACAACUGA
Molecule: messenger RNA, 1647 nt
Organism: Yarrowia lipolytica CLIB122
Lineage: Eukaryota; Fungi; Ascomycota; Dipodascomycetes; Dipodascales
Biological process (GO): glycerophospholipid catabolic process
Cellular component (GO): intracellular membrane-bounded organelle; cytosol
Molecular function (GO): A2-type glycerophospholipase activity
Source: RefSeq, a predicted model, not a curated record